UGAGCGGUUUGGGACUCGGUCAGUUCCUCACACACACUGAGGAAACGGAGAUAUAAAAGCUUUACAGCUCCUUAACCAUUUCAGUGCUGUGUGAAAUCAUAUCAGGUUGGAGUGGGCGUGGUUAUGUUGGAGUGGGCGUGGUCAGGAUGGAGUCAGGUGUGUUACCUGACUGGGAGAUGAUCCUGUACUGGUUCCUGUCCUUCACCUCUCAUUUCUACUCCUUCUACCAGCUUCACCUGUUCUCUAAAGAGCAUGAGGAGAGCUUGGACAGAGAGGUGCAGCUGGAGAAGAGCUUCUUGAUCCGGGACCGUAAGAAGGAUGCCGCCGAUUUUGAGUGGAGUUUCUGGAAUGAGUGGGCGUGGCGUUCUCUGCUCUGGUCUCUGAUUGGUCAUGCUAUGGUGUCGAAGCUCUCCAGUGUGUGUAUGCCUCAGUUGAGGAAAGCCGUCCUCACAGUGUACGGUGUUCUCUGUGCCUGGUGGCUCCUUGGCUCGAGGGGCGUGGCCGUUCUCAUGCUUCACCUCACUGUUUCAUUGGCUGUUGCUCAGCUGCGGAACCCCGCCCUUUCCUGGGGCUGUACUCUAUUACUGCUCUCUACACUCCACAUCAGCAGCGUGCAGGACUUACAGCGAGGCUGGUACGACUCGGAUGAGUGUUAUUAUCUCCUGACGUUCAGCAUCGCGAUGUGUGUGUUACGCUGCGUCAGCUUCAGCCUGGAGCUGUGCUGGAGCCCCCUGCAGGGCAGAGGAACAAACCAACGCUUCUCUGUUCUGAACUUCACAACAUUUCUCACACAAUUCUACGACCUCGUCUCGUACUGUUUCUACCAUCCGCUGUUCUACAACGGCCCCGUCAUUAACUACAACCACUUCAGCCAACAGAUGGACAGUGCGGUGUGUAAGGCGUCACCAACAUUGUUGUUGAGCCAAACUUUGCGUGUUUGUGUGUGGUGGUGUUUAGCUGAACUUAUGAUCCACUUCAUGUACAUGCACACCAUCCAGAACAACGAGACCUACCUCACCAUGCUCCCACCCUGGGCUCUAGGAGGCCUGGCUCUGGCUCUCGUGCAGUUUUUCUAUGUGAAGUAUUUGGUGUUAUUUGGUGUUGCGUCUCUGCUGAUGAAGCUGGAUGGUAUUGAACCUCCUCCCCUGCCCCGCUGUGUGAGCACCAUGUACAGCUUCCGAGGGAUGUGGAGGUACUUUGAUGUGGGACUUUACAGAUGGCUCAUCAGGUAUGUGUAUGUUCCGUUGGGUGGGUCUCAGCAUGGGCUUUUCCAGAAGCUUAUCUCCAUGGCGAUGACGUUCAGCUUUGUGUGUUUGUGGCACGGUUGCCAUGACUACCUGCAGUGCUGGGCCCUGCUCAACUGGGUGUGUGUGCUCAUAGAGAACAGCAUCACACUCUUCCUCUGCUGGCCUCCUCUUCAUCAUGCCACUGUAUGUUAUCUGUCUCCGCCAAUGAGGAGGCGUGGCCUUGCGCUUAUCUCUGCCUUUUCCACAGCGAUGCUAAUUCUGUCCAAUCUGGUGUUUCUGGGCGGAAUUCAUGUUGGCUGUGUGUAUUGGGAAAGGGUCUUCAUGCAAGGCUGGUCCUCCAUGGCGGUUCCUGUGCUUGCAUGUCUGUACUGUUUUGCGCAGGUUGGACUAGAGAUGGACAGUAAGAAGACGUGAAGACUGUGUGAUUUUUAUCUCGUUAUGAGUACACAGUGGUGCAGUGAGACACGUUUUCUUCUCGUUGGUCUGGAGUUCUGAUGUCUCGGACGACACCCUCCAGACGUGUUGCUGUCAACUGCAGUGUGUUCCGAGUGAGCGCUGCAGUUUCCCAGAGCACGCCGAUCCAGAGCCAGUGUCUCACUCCCACCUGUCUCCAGUCCAGCAGAGGAUCAGUAGCACAUCAUUUUCCACAAAAUUCCCUGACUUUAUUCCCAAAUCUGCUUUAUAUUUCAUAUUUCCUGCAUUAAUAAUUCCAUCAUACUGCACUGAGGUUUAUAAGUGAACUACUGAGGACUCAUUGAUGUGUUUUCUGACUCUGCAUGACCCCCUGAUAUCUCAAAAGAUGGACAAAUCACAGAGAAAAAGACUCAUACUGAAAAUCAUUCACUUCCCCAGAACACGGUUAAGCGUCAGACUCCGGCAGGGGGCGUGGUCUGAUGUCUUACGCAGAGAUUGUUCACUAGAAGUGAUCUGGAUGAUAAUAAAGUUUGCAUGUGAUUUGCAUAUUUAAUUUUUUAAUAAUGCCUUAUUAUGCUGUUUAUUUACUAAGAGAAACAAUCAGCGCUCCAUCGUUGUCACUCAGCAGAAUGAGGAGGUGCUUCAUGCUGCAUAAAUCAUCUUAUAGCUGUGUGUGUGUGUGUGUGUGUUGUUCCUGAUCUCACACACACUCUCUCAGAUCUGCUGCCAGGUUUUUUCCAACUCUUCCUGUCCAGGUCCUAACCCUCUCUCUCUCUCUCUCUCUCUCUCUCUCUCUCUCUCUCUCUCUCUGUCCUGCUGCCUUCUUCUCUGUCAGUUUAAUUCAACAGUGCUUUACUGAAUGUUAUGUGUCACAUUAUUUCCAAAGUAUGUACAGUUGUGUUC
Neoarius graeffei (lesser salmon catfish) is the source of this 2564-nucleotide messenger RNA. RefSeq names its product hedgehog acyltransferase (gene hhat). Gene Ontology annotation, biological process: protein palmitoylation. Gene Ontology annotation, cellular component: endoplasmic reticulum. Lineage: Eukaryota; Metazoa; Chordata; Actinopteri; Siluriformes; Ariidae. Gene Ontology annotation, molecular function: palmitoyltransferase activity. The transcript is spliced from 12 exons. The record is from RefSeq and is a predicted model, not a curated record. Bases 147 to 1661 code for a protein of 504 amino acids.